Penicillium canariense is the source of this 1701-nucleotide messenger RNA. Its product is annotated as chaperonin-containing T-complex alpha subunit TCP1. The transcript is spliced from 6 exons. Gene Ontology annotation, cellular component: chaperonin-containing T-complex. The record is from RefSeq and is a predicted model, not a curated record. Lineage: Eukaryota; Fungi; Ascomycota; Eurotiomycetes; Eurotiales; Aspergillaceae. Gene Ontology annotation, biological process: protein folding. Bases 1 to 1701 code for a protein of 566 amino acids. Gene Ontology annotation, molecular function: ATP binding; ATP hydrolysis activity; ATP-dependent protein folding chaperone.
AUGGCAGGCAUCUUCGAGGCGCCGCGGAAUGCGGACACUCUCUUCUUGGGUGGGCAGAAAAUCACCGGUGCCGAUGUCCGGGAGCAGAAUGUUCUCGCGACUCAGGCUAUUUCCAAUGUCAUCAAGAGCUCCUUUGGUCCCUCUGGCUUGGACAAGAUGAUGGUUGACGACAUAGGGGAUGUGACCGUGACGAACGAUGGCGCUACCAUUUUGUCUCUGUUGGAUAUUGAGCACCCUGCGGGCAAGAUCCUCGUCGAUCUGGCCCAACAGCAGGAUAAGGAGGUCGGUGAUGGUACAACCUCCGUCGUCCUUAUUGCUGCAGAGCUUCUGCGGAGAGGUAACGAGCUGAUGAAGAACCGGAUACACCCUACGACUAUCAUCAACGGAUACCGCCUUGCGCUGCGCGAAGCCGUCAAGUACAUGAACGAGAAUGUGACGACGAAGGUGGAUAAUCUGGGCAGAGACAGCUUAAUCAACAUUGCGAAGACCUCGAUGUCUAGCAAGAUCAUCGGUUCCGACCCUGAUUUCUUUGCGAACCUUUGUGUGGACGCCAUGCUGCAGAUCAAGUCAACAAACCAGAGGGGUGAGGUGAAAUACCCCGUCAAGGCUGUCAACCUUCUCAAGGCCCAUGGAAAGAGUGGUCUUGAGUCUGUUCUGGUUCACGGCUAUGCUCUGAACUGCACUGUUGCCUCCCAGGGCAUGAAGACCCGCAUUACUGAUGCCAAGAUCGCUUGCUUGGACAUGAACUUGCAAAAGGAACGUAUGAAGCUAGGUGUCCAGAUCACUGUGGAGGAUCCUGAUCAGCUGGAAAAGAUCCGUGAGCGUGAGGCUGGAAUUGUCUUGGAGCGCGUUGAGAUGAUCUUGAAGUCCGGUGCCAAUGUCAUCCUGACCACCAAGGGUAUCGAUGAUAUGGUUCUGAAGACUUUCGUCGAGAAGGGUGCUAUGGCCGUUCGCCGUUGCAAGAAGGAGGACCUUCGCCGCAUUGCCAAGGCCACCGGUGCUACCCUUGUUAGCACUCUGUCGGACUUGAACGGUGACGAGAAGUUCGAGGCAUCAUACCUCGGACACGCCGAGGAGGUCUCUCAAGAGCGGAUUUCCGACGACGAGUGCAUUCUCGUCAAGGGCACCAAGGUUCACACAUCUGCCUCCAUCAUCCUGCGCGGCGCCAACGAGUUCAGCUUGGACGAGAUGGAGCGCUCUGUUCACGACUCGCUCUGUGCUAUCAAGCGCACUCUGGAGAGCGGCAGCAUUGUGCCUGGUGGCGGUGCUGUGGAAACUGCACUGCACAUCUACCUGGAGGAGUUUGCUGUCACAGUGGGCUCCCGCGAGCAACUUGCCAUCGGCGAAUUUGCCCAGUCUCUCCUCGUCAUUCCCAAGACCCUGGCCGUCAACGCUGCCAAGGACUCCUCCGAGCUUGUUGCCCAGCUCCGUGUUCGCCACGCCCUGUCACAGCGUGUGCAGGACGGUGAUGCUAAUGAGGAGGAGAAGGCCAUUGCCAAGAAGAAGACUUACCGCAACUACGGAUUGGAUCUGACGAAGGGACGCGUUCACGACACUCUGAAGGCCGGUGUUCUGGAGCCCAGCAUGAGCAAGAUCAAGCAGCUGAAGAGUGCUGUGGAGGCUUGCAUUGCCAUCAUGCGUAUUGAUACGAUCAUCAAGCUGGACCCCGAGCAGAAGCAGGAUGAUGGUCACGGCCACUAA